CACAAUAUUACAAUGCAACAACUGGUAUUUGUAGUAGUCAUCAUAUGGAAAGUCCAACUAGCUGUGUUGUAAGUUGGUUUAGAAAUAGUGAAGUCACCUAUUUUCCUUACACCGAUGAGGGUAAUGCCCGAUUUGAUUUCUUUAAAAAUGUCGUUGGGUUCCAUUCCAUAGAAAAAACACUGGCCGCAAUGCAUUUCAACCUUGGAAACAAAGAUGUCUGGGUGGCCUUAAUAACUUUCCUAUAUGUUGAUAUAUUAGAUACAACUGGUACUCUUUAUUCAAUGGCAAAAUUUGGUGGUUUCAUGGAUGAAACUGGUGAUUUUGAAGGUUCUACCGCUGCAUUUAUAUGUGAUGCUUCUUCAAUUACUAUCGGUUCUAUUUUUGGCACGUCUCCUGUCACUACGUUUAUUGAAUCAGGUUCUGGAAUUACUGAAGGCG
Dentiscutata heterogama is the source of this 438-nucleotide messenger RNA. Lineage: Eukaryota; Fungi; Glomeromycota; Glomeromycetes; Diversisporales; Gigasporaceae. The record is from the annotation of a GenBank genome assembly.